Messenger RNA from Phytophthora sojae, 677 nucleotides. RefSeq lists its product as hypothetical. Gene Ontology annotation, biological process: regulation of transcription by RNA polymerase II. The annotation marks the transcript as partial. Lineage: Eukaryota; Oomycota; Peronosporomycetes; Peronosporales; Peronosporaceae. Gene Ontology annotation, molecular function: DNA-binding transcription factor activity, RNA polymerase II-specific; RNA polymerase II cis-regulatory region sequence-specific DNA binding. The record is from RefSeq and is a predicted model, not a curated record. Gene Ontology annotation, cellular component: transcription regulator complex; PcG protein complex. The transcript has a single exon.
ACCUCACAGCGAUCAGCGCGUCCGCACUAGCAAAAAGCAAUUGAAACCCUUCCACCAUCCUCGUCAUAAUGGACCACCUCAAGACUGACGCUUCCGCUGCCCCCGCCCCCGUGGCCCCCACCCCUGCCCCGACCCAGGAGCGCGAGCGCCCGUUCCAGUGCCCCGUGCCUUCGUGCAACGGCCGCUUCCAGCGCAAGUUCACGCUGCGCGAGCACAUGAAGACCCACACGGGUGAGAAGCCCUACCAGUGCGCGAUCCGCUCGUGCGCCAAGCGCUUCAGCACCUCGGGCAACCUGGCCCGCCACCGCCGCCUCCACCUCCUCAAGAAGCUCGAGUGCCCCGUCGAGGGCUGCACCCGCAUCUUCACCAAGUCCGAGAAGCUCGCGCGCCACCUGCAGAACCACCUCGGCAGCGUCGCGCACAUCUGCGUCGUCGAAGGCUGCGGCAAGACCUUCAGCACGGCCGGCAACCUCACGCGCCACCUGCGCACGCAGCACCCGCCUGGAGCCGUGGCCGCCGCUCGCGCCGCCGCGCCACCCCAGCUCCGCGCGCCCAUUGCCCGCCCGAGCCCGCUGUCGGUGGCCGAGUACGCGCCGUGGUCCAUGAGCACGGUGGCCAGCAGCAACAUUAGCAGCAGCUCGGCCUCCACGACCAGCGCCACCGAGCAGCACGUGAGC